Labrus bergylta (ballan wrasse) is the source of this 606-nucleotide messenger RNA. The record is from RefSeq and is a predicted model, not a curated record. NCBI's taxonomy places the organism in Eukaryota, Metazoa, Chordata, Actinopteri, Labriformes, Labridae.
ACGAGUCGCUGUUUUCGUCGAGUCGAGCUGAAGAGAAGAGCUGUCUGCUGCUGCAGCUCGCCCUCGACUGUCUGCACAAAAUCUUCCUCUACGACUCGCACAGAUUCCUGAGCAGGGAGCGAGCCGACGCCCUGCUGGGGCCGCUCAUCGACCAGCUGGAGAACAAAGUGGGGGGAGUCGAGGCGUACCAGCAGAGGGUGACUCAGCACCUGGUCCCGUGUGUGGGUCAGUUCUCUGUGGCUCUGAGUGACGACACUCUGUGGAAAACUCUCAACUACCAGAUCCUGCUGAAGACCAGACACACGGACGCCAAGGUGCGUUUCUCCUCCCUGUUGGUGCUUAUGGAGCUGGCGUCCAAACUGAAGGAGAACUACAUGGUGCUGCUGCCCGAGACCAUCCCCUUCCUGGCUGAACUGAUGGAGGACGAGUGUGAGGAGGUGGAGCAGCAUGUGCAGAAAGUGGUCCAGGAAAUGGAGAACAUCCUGGGAGAACCGCUGCAGAGCUACUUUUAACACACACACACACACACACACACACACAUCAGCGGUGAUCUGAUGGAACAUUUGUACAUCUGCAUGGAAAAAGUAAAGUUGUUUUUCAAACUCA